Parasteatoda tepidariorum (common house spider) is the source of this 1531-nucleotide messenger RNA. RefSeq lists its product as uncharacterized. The record is from RefSeq and is a predicted model, not a curated record. NCBI's taxonomy places the organism in Eukaryota, Metazoa, Arthropoda, Arachnida, Araneae, Theridiidae. Gene Ontology annotation, molecular function: protein binding.
UGGAAGCGUAACAAUACCAAACAAAUAUCAGAAUCAGAACACGAACAUAUAAGAACACGCUUGUUGCUCGUUAUUCAUUUGGAGUAAAAUUUAUUCUAGUUGGAUUCUAAUACCAUUUCUAGAAUUCUGUUUUUGUUUAGGAACGACAAACACAUCUUGUUGAAUCAUAUUAAAUUAAUUUUAGUAUUUCGAAGUGAUUAUCAUUUUUAAUUUCGUUUUAAAGGAAUUGUAAAAAUGGAUAUUCCAGGAUAUAUUUACGAUCACAUAACAAAAAGGUACUAUCGAGAAGCAACUGGACCAUGGGCAAAUGUGAAAAAGGAAGUUAUGCAAAUUGAAGUAAAACAGACAGUUUCUCAAAUGAACUUUCCUAAACCUAAAAGCAUGAUUGAUUUGCUUCAACAAAGAGAAUAUGGAAUGCGUAAGAAUUUUAGCAUUGAAUCGCCAUUUUUAAAAUUAAAAACUGAUGUGAGUUUUGAUUCAAGUAAAAAUGUAAUGGCAGUCAGUGAUCAACUUUCACCAAGUGUAUUGAUGAUUAAAGGUGGUCAGCAUAAUAUUUUUGGAUUAUGGAAAACUAAAGAUAAAUGGAACCAGAUUGUAGGGGAAGUUUAUAUUGAUUCAUCAAAGUUAGAUCCUCAAGUUGAUUUCAGAAAAGCUUUUGUUAUUGGUGUGCAAGACUUUUGUGAUGGCUAUAGAGAUUCAGAACUUCUCAUGAUAGCCUCUAAUGAUUAUAUGACAGAAAGUGGAAGAAUUAUUUUACUUCACCGUGCUGGUGGAGAAGAAAAUAUACAGCCUGCAAGAUAUCACUUGAAUAAAUCAACAGUAUUCAGUUGCUGCUGCAACUCUUUUGUAAGAAACUUUGCAGUUGGAAGCGAACUCUCAGUUACUAUUGAAAAUUCUAUGGGGCGUUUAUAUAGUAGACAUGCUUAUGGAAAUGUACAUUCAAUCCAAUAUAAUGAUACUGGAGACCUCUUAUACUGUGGUCUUCAUAAUGGAGCUUUUUCAGUAAUGGAUUUAAGAAUGCGGGAAGAACCUACAAAUCUGAAGCUUUUUGACUCUGGAAUAAAUGAAUGCUGUGUGUUAGGGAACAAAGAAGAAAUCAUCUUGGGAUCAUUUGAUGGUGUAGUAUGCAAAUUUGAUCUCCGAAUGUUGAAGGAUCGUGAAGCUAAGAAAGAUUCAUUAGUAGUAGCAGAAUAUUUGGAACAUGUCCAUUCUGUUAAAAAGAAGCCUUUUAGCGUAAAUGAGACUUUAGGUUUGCUGUGUGCUACUGGCAAAGAUAACCAGACUCGUGUUUGGUCAUUAAAAGGUGGUCUUCCUAUAAAAAUCUUCCGUCCACCCAUACCUUCUGAUGCUCAUGGAGCCUGGUUGUUGAAUGAUCCUUGGAAUGCUGCACUCCAUAUCUUUCAGAAUAAAAUGAUGUAUGUUUAUAAACUUUGAACUAAUUUUUAUAUUUAUUCAUCUUGAUUGCAUAUUACAUAAUUUCAUUAUCCAUAAUAAAUGUUUGUUUUUUUUUGUUAAUGUUUUUCUUUUUUUG